Messenger RNA from Cryptomeria japonica (Japanese cedar), 1402 nucleotides. Its product is annotated as UPF0613 protein PB24D3.06c. The transcript has 9 exons. Bases 103 to 1086 code for a protein of 327 amino acids. The record is from RefSeq and is a predicted model, not a curated record. Lineage: Eukaryota; Viridiplantae; Streptophyta; Pinopsida; Cupressales; Cupressaceae.
AAUUAGGGAAUGGCUUGGAUUAUACAAAUUUGAUCAUACCAAAUAUAGAGAGAGUGGAGAGAGAAAAUACCAGGGGUCAUACGUGAUCCUCCUAGUCAGCAAAUGAGAGCAAGUUCGAAAAGCAGCUCCUUGGUGUCUACCUGCAUCUCCUAUCUCAGACCAGGUUCAAGCACAAGCAAAAACAGUAACACUGUGGACAACAGAAGUAGAUCUAUUAUGCCUCGGAAUUCUCAAUUCAAUGGUGUGCUUUUUAAGUACGGCCCCAAAUCUAUACAGAUUGCUUUCAAAACUGGGGAUUUUAAGCAGCAAGUCAUUUUCAUCGGAGGUCUCACAGACGGCCUUUUGGCAACAGAGUAUCUAGAACCCUUGUCAGCAGAACUAGAGAAUGAGAAAUGGUCGUUAGUGCAACCUUUAUUAUCAUCUUCUUACUCAGGUUAUGGCACAUCAAGCCUAAAACAGGAUGCUUUGGAACUUGAUCAGCUUAUCAGCCACUUAAUAAACAAAGAAGAAUCAGAGGGUGUGGUUCUACUUGGUCAUAGUACCGGUUGUCAAGAUAUUGUGCGUUACAUGCGAUCAAAUACUGCCUGUUCAAAAGCUGUGCGGGCAACAAUCUUACAGGCACCUGUUAGUGACAGGGAAUACAGAGCUACCCUUCCUGAAACUGCAGCUAUGAUUGACUUGGCAGCAAGCAUGAUCAAGGAAGGUAGAGAAAUGGACUUAAUGCCUAGAGAAGCGAAUUUGGAUGCUCCCAUUACUGCUUACAGGUACUAUUCUCUUUGUGCAUAUAUGGGUGAUGAUGAUAUGUUCAGCUCUGACCUCAGUGAUGAUCAAUUGCGUAUGAGGCUUGGCCAUAUGUCAAACAUACCAUGCCAGAUAAUCUUCUCCAUGGGCGACGAGUAUAUACCAGAAUAUGUUGAUAAGCGAGCUCUUGUUCAAAGGCUUUCCAAUGCAAUGGGGGGAGCAGAGAAGGUUGAAAUUGAAUGGGGCAACCAUUCGCUAUCUAAUCGGGUGGAAGAAGCAGUGCAAGCUAUUGUUAACUUUGUCAAAAGAGAAGGCCCUAAAGGAUGGGAUGACCCUUGGCGAUAGAUUUUCAGUAGUUUUUCUAAGCUUCUUUUAGUUGUGUGAUGGAUGCUCGUAAUAGUGUAUAUUCAGCAUGUUAUGAAACUCAACUAAAUAUUUUCUCUAGAUGUUCUCAUGCUGAAUGCUUUUCCUAACAAGCUGUAAAUUAUUCUUCUACCAGCUUGAGAUAUUUCUGCGUGUACUGAUGUUUUUAACGGAAUCUCAAAUCGCAUGAUUUGCUCUUCCAUGAGCAUUAUGAUUUCAUUAUCGUUGUACUGCUUCGAAGAAGCAAAAUAAUGUUUCCUCUAUUUUAGAUGAAUGGGUAUAGAAUUUAGGGAGGACA